CAGUUGGUUGCAAAAACAGAUGAACAAAAAACAGGAGCUGAAUUUUUCAUCCAUUGCAGCAAACCCAGCCUCCUCCUCUGCGCAGCAACUCAGCUACCAGCCGGAUAUCUGUGGUUUUGACCUUUUCUGAUACAGUUCCGUUGAGUUUGGGGAAGAUGGAGGACGACGAAGGUUACACGGUAUUGAACCUCCGGCCGAAGAGGGGAAACUCAGCCUGUCCAUCUCCAGAUGGAAGCCCAGGGUCUCCUACGAGUGCCCGUUGUUACAAAAUCGCCCUAGGAGCUUUGGGGGCCUGUUGUAUCAUACGGACGUUAGUGAUUGCACUGGGCGCCUGGGGAUGUUGUUACAAAGUUUGUCAGAGCCCCUGUCCGAAAGGAAACCCCGCGGAAAGCGACGGUGUCACUCAGCAAACCGGAAGUGGAGGAGAACACAACGCCAGCCUGGAGGACUUGUUUUCUCGUCUAAAGCAGAGUCUGUGUGAUCCGGCCCAGAUAAGCUCAGCAGGUGGCUCCAGGUGCAAACUCUGCCCCAGGGACUGGGUGCUGCACGGGGACAAGUGCUACUGGCUUUCGAACGAGGCUGACAGCUGGAGCAUGAGCCAUGACGACUGUUCAAGGAAGGGAUCUCAAAUGCUGGUGAUCCAGGAUCGGAAACAGAUGGUAACGUACAUUUUAUGUCAGGGCACAGAGAGAGCCGUUCAUCACGUCUCUGUUCUCUUUGUUACGUGUCUCUAUACAGCGGUUCUCAAACUUCAUUGCACCGCGACCCCCUUCUGACAACGAAAAUUAAUACAUGCCCCUGGGCGGGGGAGUGGGGAUGGAGAUGAAGCCCAAGUGCCCCCUCCCUGGCCAGAUAGGGAGGGCCGGAGCCUGAGCACGGCUGCUGCGGGCUGAAGCCCUCGGGCCACAGCAAGUCAUUAAAAUGGGGUCGCAACCCACUUUGGGGUCCCGCCUGACCCCCAGUUCGAGAACCACUGCAUGACCUAGCAC
Molecule: messenger RNA, 989 nt
Organism: Chrysemys picta bellii (western painted turtle)
Lineage: Eukaryota; Metazoa; Chordata; Testudines; Emydidae
Source: RefSeq, a predicted model, not a curated record